AAAUAAUCGUGUGUGUGACUCGCCGAGUGAACCAGAAAUAGGCAGGAACCGUUUUUCGUAUUUGCAUUUGCGUUAAACAUCGAGACACUAUGUCCACGGUAGCAAGCGCUCUGGCUCUGGCCGGCAACCGGUCGUCGGGGGCUCCGGUUCGCACACAGAACGUGAUGGCGGCCUCUUCCAUCGCGAAUAUAGUAAAAUCGUCACUCGGUCCCGUCGGUCUUGAUAAGAUGCUUGUCGACGAUAUUGGGGACGUGACGGUGACGAAUGAUGGUGCUACGAUUCUCAAGCUACUGGAGGUGGAGCAUCCGGCCGCUAAGGUCCUGUGCGAACUGGCUCAGUUGCAGGAUGAAGAGGUUGGCGAUGGAACCACAUCGGUUGUGAUUAUCGCAGCCGAAUUACUGAAAAAUGCCGACGAGCUGGUAAAACAAAAGAUUCACCCGACGUCCAUCAUCGCUGGCUACCGGCUGGCGUGCAAGGAAGCUUGCAAGUACAUCUCAGAGCAUCUGACCGCACCGGUCGAUGAUCUCGGCCGCGAAACGCUGGUGAAUGUUGCAAAAACGUCUAUGAGCUCGAAGAUCAUCGGGGCGGAUGCUGACUUUUUCUCCGCCAUGGUGGUCGACGCGGCGCAGGCCGUGAAAAUACUGGAUCCCAAAGGCAACCCGGCCUAUCCGAUCAAAGCCGUCAACGUGCUGAAGGCCCACGGCAAAUCGGCUCGCGAGAGCGUGCUGAUCCAGGGUUAUGCUCUGAAUUGUACGAUUGCUUCACAACAGAUGCCGAAAAAGGUGACGAACGCAAAGAUUGCCUGUCUGGACUUUUCGCUGCAAAAAACCAAGAUGAAAAUGGGAGUACAGGUGCUUAUUACGGAUCCGGAGAAGCUCGAAAGUAUCCGUGCCCGUGAGCUGGACAUCACGAAGGAGAAAAUCGAGAAGAUCCUGGCGACGGGCGUCAAUGUGGUGCUAUGUAGCGGUGGCAUCGAUGAUCUCUGUUUGAAGUACUUUGUCGAAGCGGGCGCGAUGGCAGUGCGACGAGUUAAGAAAGCCGAUUUGAAGCGCAUCUCCAAGGCAACCGGUGCCGCCUACUUGACGUCGCUCACGAACAUGGACGGAGAAGAAAGUUUCGAGGCUUCCUACGUCGGAGAGGCGGCCGAGGUGGUCCAGGAGUUCGUUUGCGAUGACGAACUGAUUUUGAUCCGCGGCCCGAAGGCACGGACGGCCGCGUCGAUCAUUCUGCGCGGUCCGAACGAUUUCUACUGUGACGAAAUGGAGCGCUCCGUGCACGACGCACUGUGCGUGACAAAGCGUGUGCUCGAGGGAAAGAAGGUUGUGGCCGGCGGGGGAUGCGUCGAGGCGGCUCUCUCAAUCUACCUGGAAAACUUUGCCACAUCGCUGAGUUCGCGCGAGCAACUUGCUAUUGCAGAGUUCGCCAAAUCGCUGCUGGUCAUUCCGAAAACCCUCGCCGUCAAUGCGGCAAAGGAUGCGACCGACUUGGUGGCGAAGCUGCGUGCCUAUCACAACUCUAGCCAGACCGUUGUAGAUCACGCGCAACUCAAAUGGUACGGACUGGAUCUGAUCGAGGGCGUCGUGAAGGACAACAAGAAGGCCGGCGUGCUCGAACCGGCAAUGUCGAAGAUUAAAUCGCUCAAGUUCGCCACCGAGGCGGCGAUCACCAUUCUGCGGAUCGACGACAUGAUCGUAUUGAAUCCGGAGGAGAAGGGAGGCAAAAACUACGGCGAUGCUUGUGCGGCUGGUGAAUUGGAUGGUUAAGGCGAAAUUAUGGACAGCAGUCGUUCGAUAUCCUUUUCACUUUUUGGCGUAACAAAUGCUAAGUACUAUAAGCUCACUAACACACCAGCAUCAUCUUUCGUUUAUACGCAGCGUAACUUAACGGCGGCGUGCUGAAGCAUUUCGAAAUGCACCCUUCCUUUAAUAUUAAUAUUUGAAGAUCGUGACACUAGCCUUUAGUCACAGUUGCACACAUACACGAGAGCAUUAUUACCAAACUCAUGUUAUUCUUCUAAUAAGUUUCACAUGUACGCAUUUUUUUCUUUGUGGAACAUUUCAUGCCGA
This is a messenger RNA of Anopheles cruzii, 2066 nucleotides long. It is a transcript of the gene CCT1, whose product is annotated as T-complex protein 1 subunit alpha. The coding region runs from base 90 to 1763 and encodes 557 amino acids. Gene Ontology annotation, biological process: protein folding. Lineage: Eukaryota; Metazoa; Arthropoda; Insecta; Diptera; Culicidae. The record is from RefSeq and is a predicted model, not a curated record. The transcript is spliced from 2 exons. Gene Ontology annotation, cellular component: chaperonin-containing T-complex. Gene Ontology annotation, molecular function: ATP binding; ATP hydrolysis activity; ATP-dependent protein folding chaperone.